AUGACCGAGACCACCAAGACCCACGUUAUCCUGCUCGCCUGCGGCAGCUUCAACCCCAUCACAAAGGGCCACAUCCAGAUGUUCGAAAGAGCCCGGGAUUAUCUGCACAAGACAGGAAGGUUCAUUGUCAUUGGUGGAAUUGUCUCGCCUGUACAUGACUCCUAUGGGAAGCAGGGCCUGGUCUCUAGCCGACACCGCCUGACAAUGUGCCAAUUGGCUGUCCAGUCCUCCGACUGGAUAAGAGUGGACCCUUGGGAAUGUUACCAGGAUACCUGGCAGACUACCUGCAGUGUACUUGAACACCACAGGGAUCUGAUGAAACGAGUGACUGGCUGCAUCCUCUCCAACGUUAAUACACCGUCCCUGACCCCAGUGAUUGGGCAGCCCCAGAACGAGACCCCACAGCCUAUCUAUCAAAACAGCAACCUUUCCAACAAGCCCACUGCAGCAAAGUUCUUGGGGAAGGUGGGAGAGAGCCUCAGCAGGAUUUGCUGUGUUCGCCCACCGAUGGAACGUUUCACCUUUGUGGAUGAAAAUGCAAAUUUGGGGACAGUUAUGAGAUAUGAAGAGAUCGAGCUCCGGAUCUUGCUGCUCUGUGGCAGCGACUUGCUGGAAUCCUUCUGUAUCCCAGGCCUAUGGAAUGAAGCAGAUAUGGAGGUGAUCGUUGGGGACUUUGGCAUUGUAGUCGUGCCACGAGAUGGUGUUGACACAGACCGGAUCAUGAACCAUUCCUCAAUACUCCGCAAGUACAAAAAUAAUAUCCUAGUUGUGAAAGACGAUGUGAAUCACCCCAUGUCUGUUGUCAGUUCAACCAAAAGCAGACUGGCUCUUCAACACGGUGACGGACAUGUUGUGGAUUAUCUGUCUCAACCAGUCAUCGACUACAUUCUCAAGAGCCAGCUGUACCUGAAUGCCUCUGGUUAGCCCCCCUCCCUUCCUUGGCAUCGCACUGAGGCAGCUCUACCGCUCCACUUUCCUGAAGCUGUUCAUCACACAACUUUCUCUCUUUUUCAUUCAAACUGCCUCUUGCGUGCAUCUGCCUUUUUCUGCUCUGACUCUGACGUCCUGUUUCUCUCCCCUCCCCUGUCCCACACAGGGAAGCGUAGCGUACAACAGCCAAACAAAUGAAUACCCAGUCAGCAAUCCCCUUUUCCCUGUCCUUGGGAGGGAAACCAGAAACAGGUACCAUGUGCCUAGAGGGGGCGGCUUUGGUGUGUACCUUCCCAGCAUGCUUUUGGGGAAGUAACACUGUCCACCUUCCCAGCAUGCCUUGGGAGCCAGGAAGGUUGUUCGUUUUUCCUGUCUCAUAAUGCAUAAACUAACUAAAUCUCAUUGGGUCUUUUUAUUUUCAGCGCUUACCCCACCCCCUCUUUCUUGCCUUUUAUUAUUGUGAUUUGCUCUGUUUAAAA
Messenger RNA from Eublepharis macularius, 1409 nucleotides. RefSeq names its product nicotinamide nucleotide adenylyltransferase 2 (gene NMNAT2). Gene Ontology annotation, molecular function: nicotinamide-nucleotide adenylyltransferase activity; nicotinate-nucleotide adenylyltransferase activity. Gene Ontology annotation, cellular component: Golgi apparatus. Gene Ontology annotation, biological process: NAD+ biosynthetic process. The transcript is spliced from 11 exons. The coding region runs from base 1 to 924 and encodes 307 amino acids. Lineage: Eukaryota; Metazoa; Chordata; Lepidosauria; Squamata; Eublepharidae. The record is from RefSeq and is a predicted model, not a curated record.